This is a messenger RNA of Grosmannia clavigera kw1407, 1566 nucleotides long. RefSeq names its product amino acid permease. The coding region runs from base 1 to 1566 and encodes 521 amino acids. Gene Ontology annotation, cellular component: membrane. Gene Ontology annotation, biological process: transmembrane transport; amino acid transport. The transcript has 4 exons. The record is from RefSeq and is a predicted model, not a curated record. Gene Ontology annotation, molecular function: transmembrane transporter activity. NCBI's taxonomy places the organism in Eukaryota, Fungi, Ascomycota, Sordariomycetes, Ophiostomatales, Ophiostomataceae.
AUGUCCGUGGCCAUUCCCCAAGAUCAUGCCGGGUAUGACGACUCCCUUGCAUUCCGAGAUCGCUACAGACACCCUGGCCACGAGGACCGGCUGGAGCCCAAGGACGGCGAUGACGACCACAAGCAUGCGAGUGAGGAUCUGUCCCGCACCGACGGCGUGUCGGCUGACCAGGAGCUUGAGGCCUUUGGCUACACGCCUGAGCUCGCUCGCAGUCGAUCGACGCUGCAGGUGGCCUUCAUGUCCUUUGUCUUGGCCGCCAUUCCCUACGGCCUCGCGACCACAUUCUUCUAUCCGCUCGUUGGCGGCGGUGCCACCAACAUCAUCUGGGGCUGGGUUGGCGUCUCGGCCAUCAUCCUCUGCGUGGCCGCGUCGCUUGGCGAGAUCACCAGCGUCUACCCGACCUCGGGCGGCGUCUACUACCAGACCUUUAUGCUCGCACCGCUGCGCUGGCGCCGCGUCGCCAGCUGGAUCUGCGGCUGGCUCUACGUCGUCGGCAACAUCACCAUCACGCUGUCGGUCAACUUUGGCACCGCCCUCUUCCUUGUCUCUUGCAUCAACGUCUUCGAGACCGACGGCGUCGGCAUCUUUCCCGGCGAGCCCUACCAGGUCUUUCUCGUCUUCCUUGGCAUCACUAUCCUGUCCGUCCUCGUCUCGUCUCUAGGAAAUCGCUGGCUUCCCAUUUUGGAUAACGGGCGCCGCAGCGCAAAAUACGUCUUUACCAGCUUUGAGCCGCGCUCUGGUUGGGUUCCAGGCUGGUCUUUCUGCGUGGGUCUGCUGCAGGCGGCAUAUGCGACGUCCUCGAGUGGCAUGAUUAUCUCAAUGUGCGAAGAAGUCCAGCAGCCGGCCACACAGGUCCCCAAGGCCAUGGUGGGCACCAUUGUGCUCAACACGCUGUGCGGCCUCCUCUUCCUGAUUCCGGUGGUCUUUGUGCUGCCGGACAUCGACGAGCUGGUCGCGCUGGCUUCGGGACAGCCGUUUCCGAGCAUCAUCAAGUCGGCCGUGGGUUCUCCUGGUGGUGCCUUUGGCCUCCUGGUCCCGCUGCUCGUCCUGGCCCUCAUCUGCGGCAUCGGCUGCACGACUGCGGCGUCUCGGUCGACCUGGGCUUUUUCCCGCGACGGUGCCAUCCCUGCGAGCCACCUCUGGAAGAAGAUCGACACAAAGCUGGACGUGCCGAUGAACUCCAUGCUGCUGAACACAGGUGUUCAGAUCGUACUCGGCGCCAUCUACUUUGGCUCGACCGCCGCCUUCAACGCCUUCUCCAGUGUCGGCGUCAUCUGUCUCACCACGUCCUAUGCUGCCCCGAUCGCUGUGAGUCUGAUAGGAGGCCGGCGGGCCGUUAAGACGGGCAGCUUCUACCUCGGCCCAAUGGGGCUCGUAUGCAACGUCAUUGCGCUCGCCUGGUCGCUGCUUGCAAUUCCGCUCUUCUGCAUGCCGUCGACCCUGCCAGUCGCAGCGACUACUAUGAAUUACGCCUCUGUCGUGUUUGCAGCCUUUGUGCUCAUCUCGGUUGGAUGGUAUGCUGUCUGGGGCCACAGCAACUACACUGGUCCCCCAGAAGCACAUUAG